AUGUCUUCAAGCAACGUAAUCGCGGAAAACAGUUCGGUACAAAAUGCCGUCAUUACAGAAGAUGAAGCCGCAAUCUAUGAUAGACAGAUAAGGCUUUGGGGGCUUGAAGCUCAACAGCGAAUGUUAAGCUCUAAAAUAUUGGUGGUUGGAAUGCGAGGCCUUAGUAAUGAGGUUUGUAAAAAUCUUGUCCUUGCGGGAAUCGGAUCUCUCACAAUUCUUGACGAUCAAAAAGUAACUCCAGAAGAUUUGGGCGCGCAAUUCUUUUUGUCGGCUAAUGAUAUCGGGAAGAAUAGAGCAGUUGCAUCAAGAGAUCGUAUUCGUAAUUUGAAUCCUCGCGUGGUUGUCACUGCUGAUUCUGAUAAUUUGGCAAAGAAAUCUGAAGAAUUUUUUAGUAAAUUUGAUGUUAUUUGUCUGACUGAUUGUGAUCUGGAUACUUUGAUACGUGUCAACGAAAUAUGUCGAAAAUUUGACAAAAAAUUAUAUGCUUCAAGCACAAUGGGCUUAUUCGGAUAUAUAUUUUGUGAUUUGAACUAUCACGAAGAAACAAAAGAAGCGAAAUUGGAUAAGGAAGAGCCGGAAGUUAAACGAACCAAAAAAGAAACACAAUACGUGAGUUUAGAGACUUCCCUUUCAAAAACCGAUUGGGCACAAGUUAAAUUCAAGAAAUUAAAAAAAAUUUCCGAAGUGUUGUGGGCUAUUCCAAUAAUUUGGAAAUUUCAACAAAAAGAAGGUCGUCUACCUAAUCCUGAAGACACUUCAAAUGAUGAAACUUCAGACUUUAUGAAGCUGAGAUCUAUAAGCAACGAGUACUUAAAGUCAAUCAAUGUUGAACCAUCACUUUUCACCAAUGGCGUAUCAGCCGAAAUAUCACCAGUUUGUGCAAUCGUCGGUGGUAUCUUGGCUCAAGAUAUUCUUAAAGCGUUGUCUCAAAAGGGACCACCGAUUAAUAACUUUUUCGUGUUUAAUGGAACGGACUGUUCUGGAAUAGUCUAUCAAGUCGAACCUGGCAAAAAAGUAAUACCAUAG
Molecule: messenger RNA, 1026 nt
Organism: Ambispora leptoticha
Lineage: Eukaryota; Fungi; Glomeromycota; Glomeromycetes; Archaeosporales; Ambisporaceae
Source: the annotation of a GenBank genome assembly